UGCUCGGUUCAUUCUGAUGCAAAAAGAAAAACAGUCUUGUCGCUGUCGACUAGGUCUGAUUGUAUUGAUAGUAAUGUCGGUCAUCAAUCGAUUAGGGAAGGAGAAGGGCCAUAACCCUGCAUUAAUCUGGGAAUCUCAGCAUCGUCGUCGUCGUGUUGCCGGCGACGAUCAAGUCGACGGCGCCAUCAACCUCGACAAUGGAUGGAUAAAGGGAACUCCUCUUUCCACCCUCCGUAACUUCCAUUUCUAACCAUCACAAUACUAUGCCUUGCAAUUUUUUCUAUUACUUCUUAACCAACUUUUCAAUUCCCAAUCAUGAUUUGUAGAUCUGCUUGGGCGGGAGAAUCUAUGGAAGGAGUUCAACAAGAUCAAUUAGGAAGUCUCUAAGCUUAAGCGUUUUCCAUACCCAAAAAACAGAGCAAACUAUGUAGUUGAAGGCAUCUUCUUACGGUGUUUGAGUAUAUGGAGAAAAGGAUGUUGACCUUCCCUAUUAAUGCUCCAAGCAACAUUCUCCAAUGUUUGGUGGAUCUAGUGAAAAACGAAGCUCAAUACUUAUGUUGUUUGGAGAAUCAUGUUGAAAAUUUUGAGAGAAAAAAGAAAAUACUUGCUGCAAAACAACAGGAUGUGAAGAUAAAUAUUGAAAAUGCUAGUGGUGUUUCAAGAGUUAAGAAUGAAGCUCAGCAAUGGAUACAUGAAGCUGAUAGUCUUAUUGAAGUUGACACAGAAACAAAGAAGAAAUGGUUUUUUGGCUUGUGUCCUAAUUGCUACCGGCAAUACCAUAGUGGAAAGGAGUUGGCAAAGAAGACUUUGGAGAUUGAUGAGCUAUUGGGAAGAUGUAGUUUCAACAUAGUGGGAGGUCCAGUUGAUCUUCCAAGCUUAAAAUACCAUUCAUUACCAAGCUUUAUUGACUUCGAGAGCAGAAAGUUGAAAUUUCAAGAUUUGUUGGAGGCAUUAGAAGAUGAAAAUUGCAAUUUGAUUGGAUUGCAAGGCAUGGGGGGCACAGGUAAAACCUCAAUGGCAAUAGAAGUAGGUGUUAAACUUGAAGAAUCCAAAUAUCAUAGCGUCAUCCUUCUUGAUGUGUCUAAUCCUCCAGAUUUCAAAAAGAUUCGUGGUGAAAUUGCAAGGCAUUUGAAUUUAACAUUAGAGGAAGGAAAGGAAAAAGAACAUUCAAAGACAAUAUGGUCUAGAAUUACUAAUAAGAAAGAAAAGCUUCUUAUAAUACUAGAUGAUGUAUGGGAAGAGUUUGAUCUUAUAAAAGACAUAGGCAUUCCAUCUAGCCACCAGCACAAGGGUUGUAGUGUAUUGAUAAUUAGUCGUAAUUUGAAUGUUUGUGAAGUAAUGGGUUGUCAAAGGAUGAUUCAACUAGAUAUGCUAGUUGAUAAGGAAGCAUUUAAUCUUUUUCUAAUACAUGCCAAUACUUCCUCAAGUCGUUUGAAGGGCAUAGCACAAAACAUUGUGAAGCAGUGUGGAGGUUUACCAAUUGCAAUUGUAGCAGUAGCAAGAGCUUUAAGAAAUCGACCUUUAGCAAUUUGGAGGGAAGCUUUGAAAACCUUGCAAAAUUCCAAGUCAAUGAUUGAUGUUAAUCAAAAUUUGACGAAGAUUUAUAAAUGUUUGAAGUUAAGCUAUGAUAAUCUAAAGAAUGAGAAGGCAAAAAAACUCUUUUUGAUAUGUUCUAUUUUCCCAAAAGAUUUUGAAAUUUCUGUAGAACUUUUGAGUAGAAUUGGUAUUGGAGUAGGGCUUUUUGGGGAAGUGGAGAAAUACUGUACAACAAGAAGCAAAGUGCUUGCGGCUAUACAAGAACUUGUGGAUUCUUGUUUAUUAUUGAAUCUUCAAGAUGGGUUGGUAAAGAUGCAUGAUUUAGUUCGUGAAGUGGCCUUAUGGAUAGCUGACAAAGACAUUCAAGUGAUCAUGGAUUUUAAGACAACUAUAGAAGCCAAUCUGCGAUAUUUGUUUUGGAACUCUGAAGACUUUCCCAAUCAAUUUGAUGGCACGAAUUUGGAGAUUUUUAUAAUAAAUGUAAAUGGUUCAGAGGAUUUGAAGGUCCCAUAUUCAUUCUUCAUAGAGAUGACAAAGCUCAGAGUAUUGCAUUUAAAAUGCACUUAUGUUCACUCACAAAUUUUAGAUUCAUCAUUGUUAUACUCACUUCAAUCAUUAAUGAAUAUCCAAACUCUUUCUUUGAUGAAUUUGAAAUUAGGUGACAUUUCUAUUUUGGGAAACUUACCUAGUCUUGUGACUCUUGAGUUGAAUCAUUGUUCAAUCAUUGAAUUAUCAGAAGAAAUUUUGGGAUUAAAGAGGUUGAGAUUAUUGGAGAUAAGAGCAUGUAAAGUUAAAAUGAACAAUCCUUUUGAAGUAAUUGAAAGGUGCUCGCAACUAGAAGAGUUGUAUUUUGUUGAUAAUGGGAAUUUCAUAAAUGAAAAUAUAGAUUUUCAAAAUUUAUCUCCUCUUACAUUGCAAAGAUAUCAAAUAUCUUCUAUUGAACUUCUAGAAGAAUUUGAAAAGUAUGGUUUAAUAUCAAGAUACUUCUUUCCACAUGAUUUAAGACCUGUAAUCUCAGAGGAAACUUUUAAGCAACUUGUAGGAGCUGCUGAGCUUCUUAUAUUAGGAGGGUAUGAUGAAACAAGAUGGAAAAAUCUUGUCCCUGAUAUUGUUCAUAUGGAAUGUGGAGGCAUGAACGAUUUAAUUAUCCUUCAUAUGUAUUCCUGGCCUGACAUACAAUGCUUAAUUGAUACUAGAAAUCAUUAUUUUGAUGUGAUUGCCUUCUCCAAGUUGAUUGAGCUACAUCUCUUUGAAAUGGAUAUUGAAGAUUUAUAUCGUGGUUCUCUUCCAUCUGGCUUUCUUGAGCAACUAGAGACUAUGGAGUUAAAAAGCUGUCUAAAGUUGCAGAACAUGUUAUUUAAUGGCAAGUUAAACCUUUGUCACCUUAAGGCCAUGGAAUUGAAAGGUUGUGUAGCAUUGACAUCGAUUUUCCAACUAUCCACUGCUCGAAGCUUAGUGCUAUUGGAAGAAUUAACAAUUAAUGAUUGUCAUGCACUAGAACACAUAGUUUUCGAUGACAGCUCAAAAGAUGAAAUAGUGGGUGAUGACAAUGGUUAUGAUCAAAAGAGUCAUGACUCAUUGUUCCCAAAAUUGAAAACUCUUAGAAUUGCAAGAUGUGACAAUUUAGAAAUGAUAUUACCUGUUCUUUUUGCUAGAGGUCUUCCUCCUUUGGAAGUUAUAAGCAUAUGUGAAUGUGAGAAAUUGAAAUACAUGUUUAGUCAGUAUAGAGAGGAGGACCAUGUUUUGCAUCAAAAUGAACAGGCGGUAAUGCUCCCUUUAAUGAAAGAAAUGAAGCUCUCUAGAGUUCCAAGUUUUAUUGACAUUUAUCGAGAACAUUGCAAACUCAUGUCUUCAUCAAUGCAAGGGUCAUCAUCUUCAGUUCCAACAGAUAUUGCCAAUGAGACACUUCUGAAUCCUAAUGCACAUGCUUGCUCUUGGGCUCCUAUAUGCUGUUUUCCACAUGAAUCUAAGGCCACAAGCGAAGAGACUAAGGCCAGUGCUACUAUUUCUAAGGAGGAGAAAUUGGCUGACCUGACAACCCCCCUGGGAUUAUAUAAUACAGCUCAAUGCAUUACGAGACAAUUGUUCCACUUUCGUAAUAUCAAGAAGAUGAAACUUGUAAACUUUCCAAAUUUAUUAUCAUUGUUCUCCCUGUCCAUUGCAUCAAUGAUAAUGUGGGAAGAAUUGACAAUUGAAAAGUGGGAUGAUUUAAAGCACAUGAUAACAAAUGAUGUAGAUGAUCGUAAUGAUCAGAUCACCUAUAAGUCCAUUUUCCCAAAAUUAGAGAAGUUGGAAAUUUGGGAUUGCAAGGAUUUAGAAUUUUUAUUUCCAUCCACAUUAUUUGGAGGACUAAAAAAUUUAAAAUUUUUGACUAUCAAGAAUGCUCCUGAGCUUAAAUAUAUUUUUGGGAAAUACCCUCUUGAGGAUCAUUUGUUAAAUUUGAAUCAAAACGAUGAGCUUCAAUUUGAUCUCCCAGCUUUGGAGGUCCUUUGCCUUGGAGAUGUACAAAAGAUCAUUAGCAUUUGUGCCAUGAAUUAUUACUUGACAUGGCCGUCUCUACAUAUGGUUGUUCUAGAGAAUUGCAACAUUGAAUCUUUCACUGAUUUGAUGGUUUGUUCAGAUGAAGGACGAUUGAAGUGGAAAGCUAUGAAGGAAUUAGAUGCAUCAAGAGGUGGGAUUCCUCCUUUUCAAGCAUCUCAAAAUCCUUUGCUUCAACCACUGAACAAUAUUAGAACAAUGAGACUUGUGAGUUGUUCACGCUUAGUAUCAUUGCUAGCUCUACCCAUUGCAUCAAAGAUUUUAUUGGAAGUUUUGAUAAUUGAAGAAUGUCAUGAACUGAAGUGCAUAGUAGCAGAUGAGGAAGACGCUCAAGCUCUCAUGAACUUCAAUUCUAUAUUCUCAAAGUUGAAAGAGUUACAUGUUUCAAGAUGCCGUACACUAGAAUAUUUAUUUCCAGCAUCUUUGUUUAGAUCUCCCACACAUUUGAAAUAUGUGACCAUCGCUCAUGCUCCUAAGUUGAAAUAUGUGUUUGGAACGAGCCAUCAUGAAGAUUCAUCUCAUGAGAGUCAAAAUAUUGAGGCUUAUAUUGAUUUCCCAGUUUUAGAAAGCUUAAACCUUGAAGUUAUACCAAAUCUUGUCAGCAUUUUCCCUCAAAACUACUAUUUGACAGGGCUGUCUCUAAAGUCUAUUGUUUUGGAUAUGUCUCCUGAGUUUAUUAUUAAAUCUUUUACUGAUUUCAUGAGUGGUCGGCAUGCAAGUCAAUGUGAUUCCACAACCUCAAAGGUAAUUGAGAAUCGCAUACAAACUAUGACAGAUCUUACAGUACAUUACUCCAAUGUAGAAGACAUUUUUAAUUUGGCACAGUCGAAGGUUGAGAGAAAUAGGGAAGGACUUGAACCAGUGACAUCAAGCUUAGAAUACUUGACUUUGGGAAACCUUAGUGAGUUAAGGAAUAUAUGUGAGGGCCCAAAAUAUAUUUUAAGCCUCAACAAUCUUAAGAAACUAAAUAUUACAUCAUGCAAAAAGCUUAAAACUGUCUUCUCUAUCUCCAUAUUGAAAAGUCUGCCUGAGUUGUGGAAGCUAGAGAUAUCUGACUGUGAAGAACUAGUUCACAUUGUUGGAGAGGAUAUUGAGGAAAAUGCUAGUGAUCGUUUGUCUCAUGAGCCAUGCUUUCCGAAAUUACAUGAACUGCAUGUUAAGUCUUGUAACAUGUUGAAAUACCUGUUCUCUAUCUCAAUGUCUGGUAUACUUCCCAACCUUAUGUUUUUGAGCAUAAAAGAAGCCUCCAAGCUUAAACAUGUAAUUAUUUCACAUGUUGAGAUGAAAGAGAUGGUGAUGACAGAUGUGCUUCCAGAGCUAUAUUAUCUGAUUUUUGAGGAACUUCCUAGUCUUGUUGAUGUUUGCCAUGGGAUUGAUUUUCAAGCUGUACGCAUAUCUUCUGAAGUAUAUAAUUGUCCUAAUUUUUCUUUUUAUGAAAAUAGUACUACACAUCUUCAAGUUGGCCUUGAAAAUCUAGAUUCUAAAGUUCAGGUGGCAAAAGACGAGAAUCUUUCUUCGCAUCUCAAUACCCAUCAAUUUGGUAUGAGAAAAGCUGAAGGGAGCCAAGACUUGGAAACACAACAAUCUUCAAUUGGCUCACCAAACUUAACAAGGGUUGUCGAAGUGACACCUAAAGAAGGGCCAUCAUCAAAUACCUCACAUCCUUGCCCCUUGGAUUCUACAAAGCCAAUGGCAUUGGUUCCUAUGAGUCCCAUUCUCAUUGCCCUUCCUACUGAAGGCAGUUCUUUUACAAUCAUAGAAAUUUUUGAAGAGGAAGAAGAAGAGGAAGAGGAAGGUGGUUUGAUAACUAUCUGCCGUUGCCAACGGGGCAUAAAGGAGGUGAGUUCUUUGAUACCAGAGGGUCCACAAAUCACUUGUAGAGGGGCUCCUUUACCUCUCAUCAAUGCUCCUUUGCUUGAGACUUCUAUUCAGGCUUUGCUUCAUUCAGAGGGAAGUGAUCAAGAUGAUGUUGGAACUACUAACCAGUUGAUUCGAGAAGCUGUUGAUACUAUUCAAGUUUCUAAGAACUCUAAUGCACUUGCUAUUGUCCCGAGCAAGGAUGGUAAUGUUGAAACCAUUGGGCCCCUCACCACUUUUUUUGAGCAUGCCAGUGAUGGGAUCACUGAGGAAGUGAGUCUAGUUCAAAAUGAAUGUGAGGUAAAUUCUUCGUGCUUUGAUGACGAUGAGAUCACUAGAGAGAGUGAUGCUUCUAGUUUUGAUGAACUAUUGAGGGAUGAUACUAGUGAGCACGGUGGCCAAGUAAAUAGAAGUGGGGAUUUUGGUGCUAGUCUAAGUGCCUUGGAAGGAAGAGAACGAGAGUCUUCCUAUUCUAAAGGUCGACCUAUUAAAUAUGGCAUGAAAAAGUCAGAUGUUCAGGUUUUACCACCACAGUUGCCUUCACCUUCACCUCUUUCUUCUUCUCUAGAGACGACGCCUCCUUUCUCCAUGACUGAUUAUGUUUUAACUGUUCCUGGGGUGCAAGAGAUAGUUAAUAUGAUGAAUUUAGAGGGUGUUGAGCCUUUCUUGCUUGCAAAGGUGUUUAAGAGUCACCCACAGCUACGUCUUCCUACAGAGAAUCGAAGCACUCGAAUUUUGUUCUUUUCCUAUAGAGUGUUGUUGGAUAUCUUGAACAUUUUGGCCACUAGAACUCCCUUAUCAAUCACUGAGUCAGACAAGAGGUUAUUGGCAGAAAACUUGGAGGAUGCUUCUACCCUUGGUUUUGACAACAAUUGGCUAGAGUCUAUCAAGACCAAGGUAUUUGGUUGUGAUAUAUCUGAAGCUCAUCAUGCCCUAGAGCUUCUGAAAGGAUUGGAUAAUAAGCUCAAUGCCAUUGAAAAAGAGCUUACAACUAUCUGUGAGCAGGAAGAAGAGGCUGCUUUAGCCGUGCAAGUGGCUCAAAAGGAGUUAGAGGCAGCCCAAAUCCAUCUUGACUCAGCACAACUCGAACAUGCUAAUGUUAAGACACGUCAUAGCCAGCUCUUGGAGGCACAACAACACAUUUUGGCUCAACAAGAUGAAUGUUGGGAAGCCAUUGCUGCUAAAGAUAAGCAUUUUGAUUUAUAAUUAAGAUUUUAUUGUGUGCUUUGUAUUUUGUUUUCUCUGUUGUGAUUAAUGUCAUACUUAAAGUAAGGGCCGUGAAACAUAAUGCUGCAAGAUUUGUGCUGUAUAUAGUUGUCUUUGUUCAAAGGUUAUCACAUGCAAGUAUAAACUUUACGCAUGACUUCGAUUGA
Messenger RNA from Prosopis cineraria, 7304 nucleotides. RefSeq lists its product as uncharacterized. The coding region runs from base 463 to 7137 and encodes 2224 amino acids. The transcript is spliced from 12 exons. Gene Ontology annotation, molecular function: ADP binding. Lineage: Eukaryota; Viridiplantae; Streptophyta; Magnoliopsida; Fabales; Fabaceae. The record is from RefSeq and is a predicted model, not a curated record.